GAAACCAUAAACUACUUUUCAUCGGUGGAGCUUAUGUGAUGCAUCGUCGGAAAGUACAUUAAUUCGAGCGACGUCCUAAUUGGUAUAAGCAUAAUUUGGACUUGGAGUGCGUUACGAGGCGACAUGAGAAGCGACGCCGAUAUCAUCAAGUAUCGAGAUAUGUUGACGAACAUUGGCAAAUACGCUAUUUCCAGUCGACUGGACGAUAUCAAGGAGGCGUUAAAUGCUAUCAGCGUCAAGAACGCUAUGCUCCGCUCUUCUAUCCAGACAGAUACCCCUUCUCUAGAAGCUGGUAAUACGCCGUCAGCUUCAGUCAGCGAGACUUUGGGUCAGCCCAUGCACGACCUAGCACCACCCGUGGAUGUCUCUGACGUUGACUCUGAAUCUAAGAAGAGACGUGUCGGAGAGUUAUAGAGCUAGCUCUAGUAACGAAAAGAUUAUUAGAUAU
Pseudovirgaria hyperparasitica is the source of this 448-nucleotide messenger RNA. RefSeq lists its product as uncharacterized. The coding region runs from base 124 to 414 and encodes 96 amino acids. The transcript has a single exon. NCBI's taxonomy places the organism in Eukaryota, Fungi, Ascomycota, Dothideomycetes, Acrospermales, Acrospermaceae. The record is from RefSeq and is a predicted model, not a curated record.